UACAGUGGAAAUGGUGUGAUAAGUGUCGACACUAGUGGUAGCUAUCGGUGAAUGUAAUGAUUAAAGUGAUUGAAAUGUUAGCUACAAAUCAAUGGAUGUAAGCAUUGAUGUUAUGAAACACGCGUUAUAUAAAUAUCACAUGAGUUUUGAACAUUAAUUGACCACUAAUUGUGUGACAACUGAUUAUGGAUUCAGACGACGAUUCAGUUGAUGGCGACACCACUUACAAGAGGAAUGUAGUGAUGGGUGUCUUAAUUGGUGAUGAAUUGGGACAUUUGAAACGCAUAGAUAUGGCGGCUAAAGAUAAAGUGUUGGCCAUUCACUCGGAACCGGUCGAUGACAUCCAUCAUUCAAAGAGUGUCUCAUCCAUUACUUGUCUUCAUAAUAACAAUAAUGAUAAUCAUUGCAGUGAUUACUUAAUAGCAAACAAAUGUCAUUCACUUUCCAUUUAUAACUCUGUGUCCAAUCAUUUGCAUCGGUUUCGGGUUGGAGUCAACAAUGAAUCCUUCUUAAUGGGCGCUCAACCUAUUGAUGAUAACAAUAUAGUUGUCUGUUAUGAAAACGGAUCAGUUUUUAUCAGAAAUAUUGAGAAGGAGUUGAUUCAAUUAUCUGAAAACAAGAAGAAAGCUAUCAAACUAUUAGGUCUCGACCUCAUAAGUACCACCACUUCAAAGCCCGACGAUUCUGUUGAAAAGCGUAAGAUCUCGAAGAGUGUUCAGUGCUCUAAUGGUAAAGAUGUAUUGACACCCAAGUCGACCAAACCAUGUACUAAACCAUCAAAAUAUGUGAACACCGAGUCAUCUGUUAUCACUUCUUGUACCCCAAUAUUCAAUCCAAAUUACAACACAGCAAACACUCAUUUGACAUCAUUUAAAGUUAAUGAUCACAUGUUAGCCAUAGGAGGAAAAAAUAUUGAUUUAAAAGUGUUUGAUUUAAAUACCAAACAAUCUAUCUUUAAUGCCAAACCCCUGUCCAAUGACUGGCUCGGCAUAAAGCAAGAGACGUGGAUAUCGGGUGUUGAAUGGGUUGGUGGCAACUCUAAGAGCAACGAAUGUCCCUCAUGGGUGGCCACUUGUUCCCGAAGUGAUUCUGUUGUUCGUGUUUAUGAUAUUAAAAGCAAACAAAAAAAACCAGUGAUGAAUAUUAAUCUGAAGAAUGAAACUUUUAAUAAUGAUUCAAAUCCGCCAUCAUUUACAGCCAUUUGUUCGACAUCAGUGCCGCACACUAUUGCAAAGCCAACACAAAAUAUAAUAUUGGGAACAACUAUCGGUCGGAUGAUGGCAGUCGACCUCAGGUUUAAUACUCAUUCGUACCGACAUUUAGGUGUAUUUAAAGGCUUUGGCGGUGGAGCUAUUCGUGACGUAAAAUAUGUCGGACAAACUCACAAUACAUUUAAAGUAUUGAGCUGUAGUUUAGAUCGAUUCGUAAGAAUACAUAAUUUCAAGACUUGCCCAUCGAGUACAAGAAGUCUUGAAUCAAAAAUCUAUAUCAAAACGAGACCCACUUGUCUUCAGCCAAUUUGCAACACUUUUAAAACUAAUUCAUUAGUUAUGGAUAUUGAUGAUGAUAUCGAUGACUCAGAUAUAGAUUAGUACUAAUAAUUAGCCUUAGAUUACAUUAGUUUUGUUUUUAAAUUUUAAAAUUAUUAUAUUUAUCUAACUAUAUAUCAUUUUGAAUGGCAAUAAAGUUUUGGACAUUAAUUUAGAAA
Messenger RNA from Oppia nitens, 1708 nucleotides. RefSeq lists its product as uncharacterized. The record is from RefSeq and is a predicted model, not a curated record. The transcript has a single exon. Gene Ontology annotation, cellular component: nucleolus; preribosome, large subunit precursor. The coding region runs from base 186 to 1592 and encodes 468 amino acids. NCBI's taxonomy places the organism in Eukaryota, Metazoa, Arthropoda, Arachnida, Sarcoptiformes, Oppiidae. Gene Ontology annotation, biological process: ribosomal large subunit biogenesis. Gene Ontology annotation, molecular function: protein binding.